Molecule: messenger RNA, 2509 nt
Organism: Motacilla alba alba
Lineage: Eukaryota; Metazoa; Chordata; Aves; Passeriformes; Motacillidae
Gene: PDCL2
Product: phosducin like 2
Biological process (GO): protein folding
Cellular component (GO): cytoplasm
Source: RefSeq, a predicted model, not a curated record
AUGUUUAACAUUGUAUUGGCAGUGAAACCACAUAAAUAAAUGAACCUUGAAGAACUAAAGGAAGCUGAAGUUGGCUUUGAUGAGACUGAUAGGAAAGCCAUUGAUAUGUACAGGCAGCAACACUUGCAGGAACGGAAAUGUCUUCAGAGGAGGCAAAAGUACGUGAAGCUAAGAGAAAGUUGUGGAAAGCAUUAUGCAAAAGAACUUACAAAUGCUCCAGAGGCUGUCUAGGUUAUAAUUAAUCUUUAUUGGUCAAGUAUCCCAAUAUGUUUACUGGUUAAUGAACACCUCAACCUGCUGGCCUGAAAGUUUCCAGAAGGCAAGUUUCUCAAAGCCAUUGUAAACUGCUGCAUUCAGAAUUACAAGGACAGGUGUUUACCCACAAUACUUGUAUACAAACUGGUGAAUACUAGCAGGUUCAUUGGGAUAGCUAAACAUGUGGGAAUAUAUCUGAAAACAGAAAGCACUAGGAAUAUUUCUAAAUAAUUCACAUCAUGAAAAAUUCUAUGUUGUUUGUAAUCAUUAGAUCUAAAGGGCACUUUUUAAAGAUUGAAAAUCUUUAUUUGAUUAUUUUUGAAGAGAAAAACAAAUCUGAAAAAAAAGCCAAGAAUUUGUAUAGAAUUUGUGUAAUUCUGUGGUGAGGAUAUUACCUAAGCACAGGUAUUUUGCAAUUUCACAGUAAGAUAUUUUAUUGAGAUAAAAAUGUAUUGCUCAAAAAAAAUUUAAUUAAGAUCAUGCAUUCUGACAUUAGUUCAAAAACGGUUUUCCACUCCUUUGGUAAGCCUAUUGGUGGAUACCUACUGGCAGAUACCACUGCUGGAAACUUUUAUUUUCCAGAUUCAGAGAUAACUAAUAGAUGCAUUUCAGAGACAAUGGCUUAUCUGCCACUUCAAACUAGAACGCUAGCUAGUAAUUUUAAAUGUAAAUAGGUCAUCGGGGACUUUAGAUACGAUUGCAUAGUCCCUUCAGGUAUCAAGGCUGGCUGCUAUAAAAGUAGCAUUGCUUCCUCUCAGCAGCGAGCCUCCCUCCCACGACUGCGGCUGCUGCAAGGGACACAUGCACAGUGUGUGACAGUGGGAGCAACAGGGAAAGAGCCAAACCUCCCCUUUGGUGACCCUGUCUUUGUCCAAGCAAAGUGACCACACGGCUGUAAUUAAAGCCAUCAGAUGUGACAAAGCAGCAGCAAAAGCCAAGCUAAUCUGCAGGUUAAAACCAGAUGUUUCUGGUUUUGAGUCAGUUACACCGUUUGGAAGAAAAGGCUCCAGGAAUAUUAGCCAACCUUACUUUACAAGGAUUAUGUGGAUUGUGACAGGCUUUCAAAUCCACUCAUUUUAGUAUUCUGGAGUGAUAUGAAAUUCAGUUUCAAUACCAGUUUCCUCAAACAGACGCUCUUUUGAACAGGCCAGCGUGGAUCAAAAAGGAACACACUCAGCAGGUGGUUGCUCUGUGCCUCUGAAAUAGAUUAUGCAGGAUGGCAAUGGCAUUUCUUUAGGAAACAUGGCUAUAGCUAAUGGAACUGCACUGUAAAUUUCUGCAUUUCCAGCUCAAUGCAGUCCCACCAUUCAGCAAUUCACAAAAGAUCUGCUGCUCCUAAUUUGGCAUUGUUUAGAAGUUGUGCUGGCUCUCACAGAGCCCGUGUGAGUGAAUCAGAACUAUCACUACACAACAAAGUCACACUGAUGGCAAGAACAGAGCAAUAGUAUUUCUAGAAGAAUAGUUUCAUAAAACCAUUACACCAUCUCUAAGCUGUCCUGUUCCUUCAGGAUUCUACUAAAUACUGCCAAAAGUAAAGUAGCAUUAAAAAAAAUGACCUCAGGCCGCAACUUUGGCAGAAAUUGCAAAUGUGUGUCAUCUCCACAGCAGUGUUGCCUGUUCUGAUCUUGUCGAAGAGUAAUUUGUCACUGCAACACUGCAGUAAGUAGGUGUUAUGCUCAUGCAAGGAGUGAAGAGAUAGUGCAGCAUCCCUACUUUUUCUGAAGAAUUAUCACUGGUUACUAAAGAUCUUGCAAAUUCGAUAGAUACAUCCUGAAAUUAUUUGUAGCCUCCUGGUUUCUUUGCCAUAUUCUUGUUCUGAUAAUUAGGCUUUUUUUUUUUUUAAAGUAUUUUCACAUUUUCUCCUGGAUGUUCCAUUCCUGCUGUAUCCUGUUAGCUCUACAUUUCAUCAAAAGAGUGUUAUCUUUUGUGCAAGAGAUAAUAUUAUUUGCUUUCCUUCUGUUACAUUUUCCUCAACUGAAAGCUGGAAUCAGAGUAUUAUGAAUCAGUAACAAAAAUAAGUAUUUUUACUAUCGCUUUUCAGAAUUCUUUCAGUGGAAAAGUUCAUGGUUAGCUCUUUGGGAGCACUACUGGUAAAGAAGCUCCUGACCCUACAGUAUCUUUUCCUAAGACUUUGGUCACAAUUGUGAAUCAAAUGAACUACCUGAAAAGCAACCCAGAAAGAAAAUCCAUGACAAUUUGCAGUCAAGUUCUUUAUUUUGUUCGAGACACAAACACGAAUUACACUUCUAUUAGA